Grosmannia clavigera kw1407 is the source of this 1878-nucleotide messenger RNA. Its product is annotated as vesicle transport v-SNARE protein. Gene Ontology annotation, cellular component: endoplasmic reticulum membrane; SNARE complex; Golgi apparatus. The transcript has 5 exons. The coding region runs from base 1 to 1878 and encodes 625 amino acids. Gene Ontology annotation, biological process: intracellular protein transport; Golgi to vacuole transport; intra-Golgi vesicle-mediated transport. Gene Ontology annotation, molecular function: SNAP receptor activity; SNARE binding. NCBI's taxonomy places the organism in Eukaryota, Fungi, Ascomycota, Sordariomycetes, Ophiostomatales, Ophiostomataceae. The record is from RefSeq and is a predicted model, not a curated record.
AUGGCUCCUCGAGGAGGCUCGCAACGCGGCGGUGGACGAGGAGCGCCCGUUGUCUCUCGGCGCGAGGCAGACUUGAGCGAGAUUUUGACGACACCAGAGAAGGAGGAGCUAUUGCUUUUGGUCACAUCCAUCACAGAUGAAAUGCUACAGCAGAUAGUCCUAGUCUUCGACUCACCGAUUGUGCCGCUCCUUCACAGCGUGCCCGUGAACAUUGUUGUUAAGGGUAGCUUCAAUAAAACAGAACCAGGUGCAACUGACAAGAACCCUAACAACAGCCCAUCGAAGUCUGAGACUGAUGGGAAGGAAGAGCCAGAUGGAGUGCAAGCAGAACUGAAAAAGGAGGCUAUUGCAGCCCUCAACAAGUGGCAAGUUGCGGUCACCAAAAGGUUCACCGAGAUUUCAGCUGCCAGAGACCAGCCGCCCAACCAGUCCCAGCAGCGUGGCAAGGCCCAGAAUGGCAAGCUACCCCAAAGAUCAUCUGGAAGAGGAGGACCGAACAGGCCAAGUGUGACUGCUGAUAAGCCAGGUGGCCGUGGUGUCCGACUGCCCUCUGGUGUCGCCAAAGAUGAGGCACGUGUCGCCCGAGGGCUAUCCCACGCCGCACAUAGAGCAUACACCGAAACUGUCCUAGCAAAGACGGAAGAUGCGAAAAAAGAGAAGAGAGGAAAAGGUGGCGGUGGCCCUAUGGCUGUCAAUAAUGUCGUGCUAGCCACUCCCUUGCUCGACGUUCAAAUAGGCUCCGUUUCUGCUGGAAAGGGAUUAGGUCCGACGGCUGCAGCGAGUGUGCUUGGAACAAUGGGUACAUUGGCAGACGGGGGCCUGGCAACAUGCAUUUUCUUUGGAAUAUGUGGGCCUCGGGGGACAACGGCAAAGACACUGGAGACAUUCACCAGAGAUAUACAGGACACUUCAUUGCUUCCCCUGCAUGGAGAGCAGCAGAAUGGUGAGGCUCCUGAAGCAGAUACUGUUCCCCCAAACGACCGAAGACUUCGUCUUUCCAUUGGGAUCAACGGUUGGAUGUCCCAGAAGCAAGAUGCCAUCAACCCUUGGCGCGUCCUCGGCGACAACAGCGAGUCUUAUGUGUUGGGCUGGGAGGAUGAAACGCUUUCAAAAGUCGGGAGUUCGCUCGAAAUCAUGGCGACAAGCACAGCCUGGCAGAACGCCAAGAAGGAAUUCGCUAACCGCAACGCCAUGGCUAACCCUCUGGACACCGAUGUGGGCAGCGAGCUGUUCGCCAGUUACGAAGCCGAGUUUCGCGUCGUGCAGGCCGAUCUGACUCAGAAGCUGGACCAGAUCCCCGACCUGGGCGGCGAGCCGCGCAAGGCGGCCAUCAGCCAGGCCGAACGUGCGCUGGAGGAAGCCGACGAGCUGAUCAGUCAGAUGAAACUGGAGAAGCAGAACAUUCCGUCGAGCGGGCGGGCACGCGUCAACCAGCGCUUCCGAAACUACGAGACGGACGUGGACAGCCACCGACGCAAGCUGCAGGCGCUGGCUGACGACCGGGCGGCGCUAUUUGGCAGCCGAUACACGGACUAUCCGGGCGCAGGCUCGGGCGACGCGCAGCUGGAGCAGCGGCAGCAGCUGCUGUCGGGCACGGAUCGGCUGGACCGAAGCACGCAGCGGUUGAAGAACAGCCAAGCACUGGCCAACGAAACGGAGGCCAUCGGGGCCAGCACGCUGGCCGACCUGGACCGCCAGCGCAGCGUCAUUCAGCAUACGACCGAUAUGCUGCUUGAGAGCGAGGGCUAUGUGGACCGCAGCGUGAAGACACUGCGCGACAUGGCGCGUAGGAUGGCUACGAAUCGGCUGAUCACCAUUGCCAUAAUCACGAUCCUCGUUCUUCUCAUCGUGGCUGUCAUUGUCAGCAAGUUCCGGUGA